AUGGCCAACAAUGCUACAAGAACCGCUCUUCUUCGAGGGGAUUGUCCGGCGCCUUUCUAUGAUGCUCAGCAGUUUGGAUAUGAUGGGUUUAUUGAUGGAAGAUUUUGUUCACCAUACGGGCAACUUGUUUGCUGCUUGCCAUGUCCUCUCACAGACUUCCUUUACCCAGAGAGCUUCAACACAGCAUAUCGCGUAGCUGAAGCGCUCAAUGUAGCUGGACUUAUCUGCCUGGUCAUCCUGCUGAUCACAUACCUGGUAUUACCAGCUGACAAGACUCGUCGACACUACCUCAGCUACUGUCUCAUUAUUGCUGCGAUUCUCAUGGCACUUGGUUUUGUGAUACCCUUCGGUGCUCAGCCGGAGCAGUGCUACGAUGAGAUUACCCCCAACGACAUGUACUCAAGUCUAACAUGCGCUUUCUCUGGUGCAUUCCUCAUCUCUGGAGGCAUGUCGAUGGCAGUUUGGAUCUUCAUACGCGCGCUUUCCAUGCAUCUCCAGAUCUGCUGGGAUGUCACGCCAGGAAAGAAGUUCUUUUACUGGGCACAAGGCCUAGGCUGGUCUGUUGCCGCAACUUUCUUCACCAUCACGAUCACAAUCACCGGAGUCUCUUUCAGAUUCGGUGAUGUCUGCCACGUGAAUGCCGAGCAUUCGAUGAAAGACUUCUGGGGUCCUUUACUGGCCAUUUCAGGCGCAGCCAUGGUCAUCCAGGUCGCUACCUUCGUAUACUGCAUCAAGGUGUAUCUCCAGAACAUGUUCAGCGAUGACAAAACCGAAACCCAAAGCAGUGCUGGCCUUCCCUCUUACACGACUAGCUUACGAAACCGUUCAGCACGAGCUGUUUACCGACGUGUUCGCAAAGUCCUAUACCUUCAAUGGCGUGGUAUAACGAUUGUGGUCUUCAUUCUUGUGGACGUCAUCUUCUUCUCCAUCGUAUUUAUCUGGCUGAAUUCGGUGACAUCGCACGCUACCGAUAAUGUUGAGGAGCUCUAUCCGUACAUCAUUUGCUUGAUGGAGAACCCUACCAAUCCAAAGCCGUGUUUCCCCCUCGGCCAGGAUAUGGCCGUCGACCAAUCUACAGUUACAGCAAUCUUAAUGAUGCUCUCCAUCGCUGGUCUUCAAGUUUUCUUCUUGCUUGGUCGCUGGAGUAUGGUAGUGGGAUGGCGGGACUUGAUCAGAAGCAAGUUCAGUAAGAACCGCGAAUUCGUAUCCUUGGACGCCAGACAUCCUACGGAGGACAUACGUCAAUUUGAGCUCAAGAACUUUGACGAGCCGCAAUCACCCCCAAAUACAUACAACACUCCGGGACUUGCCAGCUACGCCAUGGGCAAUGCUCGAUCCGACACUCCCGAGCAUUUCCAUAAGGAAUUUCAGCGCGACUACAAGAGUCCGACGCUGAGCUUUUCGACUCCUCGACCCCAAUCUCGGGCGGCUACCCAUGUCGACUGGGACCCUAGGUCAUCAAUGGCAAGAGGAGGACUUGGGCUGCACCCUCCAGACUACGACUCCAAAAUCUGA
Molecule: messenger RNA, 1515 nt
Organism: Alternaria burnsii
Lineage: Eukaryota; Fungi; Ascomycota; Dothideomycetes; Pleosporales; Pleosporaceae
Exons: 5
Coding region: 1-1515 (504 amino acids)
Biological process (GO): G protein-coupled receptor signaling pathway; cell surface receptor signaling pathway
Cellular component (GO): membrane
Molecular function (GO): G protein-coupled receptor activity
Source: RefSeq, a predicted model, not a curated record